AUGGAUAGUAUAUACAAGACUGCUAAUAUUAAAGAUUUCUAUAAAUUAGAUAAAAUAUUAGGAGAGGGUAGUUAUGCAAUAGUAAGAAAGGCAAUUAGAAAAAGUGACAAUAUAGAAGUUGCUGUAAAAAUAAUUGACAAGUAUAUAUAUAUAUACAAGAUUACUUUAAUUAGAGCAUCAUUGGAAAGUGAUGAUCAUUUGGCAAUUUAGAGUGAAGUUGAAAUAAUGAGUUAGAUUGAUCAUCCAAAUAUUGUUAAAGUGUUGGAAGUUUUUGAUGAUAAAUAGAAACUUUAUAUAGUACUUGAAUUAAUGACUGGUGGCGAGCUCUUUGAUCGUAUAGUUGAAAAGGAAUUAUAUAAUGAAAAAGAAGCAGCUGAUGUCAUUCGACCAGUUGUGGAUGCUAUAAGAUGUAAUUCAUACAAAAUAUUUAUUUAGAUUGUCACUCUAUGGGUGUUGUACAUAGAGAUCUUAAACCAGAGAAUAUUCUUUAUACAACUCCAGAUCCAGAUGCAACUGUUAAGAUAUCAGAUUUUGGAGUGGCAAAAGUUAUUUCUGAUGAAUUAAUGCUUACUGCUUGUGGUACUCCUGGUUAUGUUGCUCCAGAAAUUCUAACAGGAGUAGGAUAUGAUAUGGCUGUUGAUUAUUGGAGUAUUGGAGUAAUACUUUAUGUGCUGUAAUUAUCUGAAUUUAUUGGACCUAACUUAGAUUAUGUGGUUAUCCUCCAUUUUAUGAAGAGUCUAAUGAAAAGUUAUUUGAAUAGAUUAAAUCAGGUAAAAUAGACUUUUCAGGGGAAUAAUGGGAGAAAAUAUCUAAAGAAGCUAAAGAUCUAGUUGAGAAACUUCUAAAGGUUGAUCCCAAAUAAAGAUAUAAAGCAGAUUAGAUUUGCAAGCAUCCAUGGAUUACUGGAGAGAAAGCAUUGACUAAAGAUUUGUCUGAUGUCACUGAAAAAUUAAGAGAAUUGAAUGCUCGUAGAAAAUUAAGAGUAAAUAAUACUAUUAUAAUUAUUAGCGUGCAUAAUUGAUGGUGUUGGCUACAACCAAACUUUAAAGACGUAUUCAAUAACAUUAACAAAAAAAUUGAUUU
Messenger RNA from Paramecium pentaurelia, 1083 nucleotides. NCBI's taxonomy places the organism in Eukaryota, Ciliophora, Oligohymenophorea, Peniculida, Parameciidae. The record is from the annotation of a GenBank genome assembly.